Messenger RNA from Fonsecaea erecta, 1932 nucleotides. RefSeq lists its product as hypothetical. Gene Ontology annotation, biological process: copper ion import; iron ion transport; intracellular iron ion homeostasis. The transcript is spliced from 2 exons. Gene Ontology annotation, cellular component: plasma membrane. The record is from RefSeq and is a predicted model, not a curated record. Lineage: Eukaryota; Fungi; Ascomycota; Eurotiomycetes; Chaetothyriales; Herpotrichiellaceae. Gene Ontology annotation, molecular function: ferric-chelate reductase activity. Bases 1 to 1932 code for a protein of 643 amino acids.
AUGGACAUGUCAGGAAUGUCCGGAAUGGGCGGGAUGGACAUGUCCAGCGCGGGCAUGUUCACGCCAACGAAUAAAAAGGUGGCGCAUCUGUACUGGUACUUGGUCAGUGCGGUGGUGGGUGUCCUUGUGGUUCGGAGAGUGGUCGAUCGAACCAGAAUCCUCUUGAGGAAACAAAAAUCCCAGAACCGACCGGGCCAGAUUCCAGGGAGGCCGCAGAACGCCCUCGAGCAACUCUACGACACCACCAUAGCCGUGUGCAGGGAGCUGGCAUACCCUCAACUGUGGACGUGCACCGGCAAAUUUACCAAAUACUUUACUCCCCCUUCCUUAGGAAGAUGUCUGCUGCUUCUCAUCUAUUGGGCCGUCAUUCUGACGAUGCUCUGGUCGAAUGUCCUCCUGACGCCCUCCUCGCCCAACUACGCCUACAAAUGGGAGAUUGUGGGGUUUCGUGCUGCUUGGGUCUCGGUCACCCAACUACCCUUGAUUUACAUUUUGUCGGGGAAAGCCAACAUCAUCACCAUCUUGACCGGCAUCUCCUAUGAAAGAUUAAACUGGCUGCAUCGCUGGGUCAGCCGCACCAUUUUCCUGACCGUCAUUGUCCACUGGUCUUACUUCUUCACCGAGUGGUCCAUUGCCGACUUUGUCAGCUUGGAGCUUGAAUGGAUGCCUAUGGUCAAAUAUGGAUUCGGUGCGUGGGCGACGUUGGGUUGGAUGGUCAUCACCGGGUUCGGCUUCUUCCGGAAUCUCUCGUAUGAGCUCUGGUUCCUGCAGCAUCUCGCGGCAGCCAUGGUCCUGCUGUGGCUGGUCCAUUCUCACGUCCCUUCCUACGCACAAUACAACGUGUGGUUUGCAAUUGGUGUCGUUGCCUUCGACCGGCUUGUCCGGACAGUGAUGUCGUUGGUCAUCAACCUACACCUCAUUCCCAACAAAAGGGAGAGUGUUCCGUCUGGCCGCCGUAUCGGUUAUGAAGCCGAGGUCAAGGCUCUCUCCGGCGAGUUUCUGCAAGUCAGAGUGCGAAAUGUCGCAAUGUCUUGGCGGCCUGGUCAGCAUGUGUACCUGUCCAUUCCUCGCGCCGGCAUCGUCGAAGCACAUCCCUUCACCAUUGCCAGCGUCCCGAAAUCAAUCACUGGAGAAAGUGGGCCGAACACUGUUGACCUAUACAUGCGGGUGCACAAUGGAUUCACCAAAAGGCUGUUCCGUCAAUGCCGAAACCAGCUGACCUCACGGACCUUCCUCUCAUUCAUCAGCGGACCAUGGGGAAACCCUCCCUCUAUUGAACGGUUUGAAUCAAUGGUCUUCGCGGCUACGGGCAAUGGCGUGUCCUUUACGCUGCCUAUCUUUCAACAAGCCGUGCUGACCAAUAAUAACCUGCGGCAGAUUUCCUUUGUUUGGAUCUUCCGCCAAGCGGAGCAGCUGGACUGGUUUAAGGAAGAGUUGCUCUCCGCCUGGGGGGCAGCCCGGCGGCGCAACAUCAAAAUAAACAUAUACGCUUUCAUUACUGGAAGUGGACAGUCUCGAACCCCGUCGGCAUCAGAGAGCUAUGCACUGCUCGAUCCAACGUUAGGUUCAGAGUAUUCACACGCAGAAAAAGAAGCCAACGGGGCGCCGACUAUGGACAAAAUGCCGAGCACCAUUAAGCUUUCCAUGGAGAAGACGGAAAUAGGCAGCGUGAGCGAAAACUCGGUCUCGUCGUCCUCUUCGCUGAAUGAGCAGCCCACAAUACAGAUCGGCUACGGUCGCCCGGAUUUUGAUUCUCUCAUCCAUCCCGUGGUGGAAUCGGCAUGGGGCGAGACAGGAAUUCUCGCCUGCGGUGCCAGCCAAUUUUCCGGGCAAUUAAGGAAUUAUGUCGCACAGCUGUCUGACGAGAGAGCCGUCCAUAAAGGAACCGGCGCUCAAGGUAUAUAUCUGUUCUGUGAGACUUACGGGUGGUGA